AUUGGUCGGAUCAGGCCACCGAUCGGCACUAUCCAACGUCCGGCGCUCGAAACCGACGGCUGCGAUCCGGCCCCGCCCUGACGUCACCUACCCACUCCGUUCGUCGUCCUCGUCCUCGUCCUCGUCCUCUUCCUCCGACUGCCGUAGAACGAGCAAUCAAUCAUUAGCUCAAUCCGAUCGAACCUCGCAGCUCAAUCGAUCCCGAGAACGUCGAAGACGCGGAGCGCAAUGCUUCGAAUCAGCUACGGUCUCGCUCGGGCCUCUCUCUCUUCAUGGCCCUCCCUGAAGCCCCGGAGCGGCCCCGCUCUCUGCGGCCCGAAGUCGCGGGCAUUGUGGGGGAUUCGGUCCUCCUCCGCCGCCGCUUACACGACUUCGUCUUCCAGUGGCGGGAAGCUCCUGUUCCGUCAGCUGUUCGAGGAGGAGUCCUACACCUACACGUACCUCCUCGCCGACGUCUCCCACCCCGACAAGCCUGCCGUGUUGAUUGAUCCGGUUGACAAAACAGCAGAGAGGGACCUCUCGUUGGUGAAAGAACUCGGCUUGAAGUUAAUUUAUGCUAUGAACACUCAUGUCCAUGCUGAUCAUGUAACUGGGACUGGGUUGAUAAAGAUGAAGGUCCCUGGUGUUAAAUCUGUCAUUUCAAGAGCAAGCAAUUCAAGAGCUGAUCAUUUUAUUGAAGCUGGGGACAAGAUUUGUUUUGGUGAUUUGUUCUUGGAGGUCCGUGCCACACCUGGCCAUACAUUGGGGUGUGUUACGUAUGUUUCAGGGGACAGACCUGGUCAACCUCAACCAAGGAUGGCUUUCACAGGAGAUGCCUUGCUAAUUCGUGGGUGUGGUAGAACAGAUUUCCAGGGUGGAAAUUCCCUGCAACUUUAUCAUUCGGUGCAUUCACAGAUUUUGACAUUGCCCAAGGACACGUUGGUGUAUCCUGGUCAUGAUUAUAGGGGAUUCUCGGUUAGUACUGUGGGGGAGGAGAUGCUGUACAAUCCUCGGCUCACAAAGGACGAGGAGACAUUCAAGAAGAUUAUGGAAAAUCUGAACCUACCAUAUCCAAAGAUGAUUGAUGUGGCUGUCCCUGCAAAUAUGGUCUGUGGGUUGCAAGACCUCUCCUCGGAGGCAGUCGGAGCUGCAUCUAACUAGGCUUACAUACCCAGGUGGCGGUCGAUCCAGGUUUGUUUCUUUCUCGCGGAGGAGUCACCCGACUGACCAGGGUAAGUCGAGUUUCUCCCGGCUUGUUCGACGACAGAGAACAGUUAUGACUUUAUCGGCGAAUCAGUAUCAAUGCACUCUAGCCUGGACUGUUAGACAUCCAAUCAGUGAUCGCAACAACGAGGCGAUUACCAACGGUUCCUGGCUUCAUGCAAGCGAGCUGCAGCCUACAAUCAUGAAAAAAGACCAUUGAAAUGAACCCAGCAGAAAGAUGCAUGAUGUAUAUAUCCGAACUAAUAGACUUGCUUUUUGAUUUGUUCAAAGGUUGAUGUGGGCCUGACCGACUGUCCCUAUUACACAUUGGGAACACGGCCGAAACGAGGUCUCCGAGAGAAAACACGAGUGAGCUCUUCCAAAAGUAGUGAGUUUGGUCGUUUUCGGGAUAGAUUAGGCGUGGAGAGUGGACCGUGGCUAGUCAAUCACAUCGGUGUGACCACAAUACAUGGUCUUUUUCGAGUUAAGGGUAAAAGGGGAUAGAAUUGACAAGCAAGAGAAUGAUAUGGAUACAUCAAGAUUUUGCAAUAAAGAAUAAGUCAAUGCCAAGAGAGUAGACCUGGUCGGGUUAAUUUGCAUUUUCC
This is a messenger RNA of Punica granatum (pomegranate), 1787 nucleotides long. Lineage: Eukaryota; Viridiplantae; Streptophyta; Magnoliopsida; Myrtales; Lythraceae. The record is from RefSeq and is a predicted model, not a curated record.